ACACUGAGAAGAAGCUGUCGGCGCUGAUUGUCUUCUGCCCGACAAACGGGAAGAAUGUACCAUCGGCGGUGGAGAACAAUCUUCUCAGCAAUGACCACGGGUUAAUAUUAGUUGAUUUCUUUACCGUGAAAUCACAGAUUUAUCGGAGCUAGUAUGUUCAUAGUCACAACCCAAUUAGCAGUAGAAACAGAGGCAACACCAGAUAAAGAGAAGAUGAAAAGGAGAGAGAUACUGGAAAAGAAGAAAGCAAUUGGUGAAAUUAUCAGAGCUGCUUCUGCUUUCGAUAAUGACCAUCUCUCUGCUUUUCCAACCUUUUGCCAUUACCAUAGAAAUGGCCUCUCUGUAUACUUGAAGUCAGGACGUGGGGAUAAGCUCUCAUCUCAAUUGAAGCAAUACAUUCAAAAUCUCCUUAAGAUCAAUAUGGAAGGCCCAUAUGGAUCUGACUGGCCAGCAGAAGAAAAGGUGAAGCGCAAGGAAAUGGUUGCUCCAGAGGCAUGUUAUAUAUUUGCACGUGAGGCUCCUGAUGCAGUCACUAAUCGGAGUGAUGAAUUGGUGGAGGGGGAAAGGAAUACUCAUGUGGUAGAUGAUGGUGGCCCCAUUGUCGGGUUUGUACAUUACCGCUUUACCAUAGAGGAAGCAAUUCCUGUUCUUUAUGUGUAUGAAUUACAGCUAGAGCCUCGUGUCCAAGGAAAAGGACUAGGAAAAUUUUUAAUGCAACUGAUGGAACUUAUUGCUUGCAAGAGCUGCAUGGGUGCUGUGGUGCUUACUGUGCAAAAAGCAAACUUGUCAGCAAUGGAUUUUUAUAGAAGUAAAUUAAGGUACUCUAUAUCUGCUGUUUCACCUUCUAGGGUCCAUCCAUUGAUCGGACUAGAGCAGAAGUAUGAGAUUCUUUGUAAAGCAUUUGAUCAUGAAGCUAAAGAAGUAUUGGAGUAAAGCAGCAGGUGAAUUGAAGGAAAAUGACUGUUAGGCAUUCUGAACGAGAGGUGUUUGAGGUUUGCUAUGAUUUGACCUUGUCAUUAUUAUUAUGUUGAAUGAUUUCGUGAGCUGCCUGAUAAAUAUUAUCUUUUGAACCUGGGUUAACAGCUUGAAUUUUAGAAUUAGAAUUUUUUUAUGGUACUUCCUCUGUUGUCCAUCACUGUAUUGAUCUUGGUUGUUUAUGUAUAUUAAGACCUAUAAUAAACUCGAGAGUGGGCAUCAAGGGUCCGAAUUGCACAGUCUAUCUGCAUAUGGGAUAGGAUCGUGUACAUCUGACUCUCUCCAGACUCACUAGUGGUGAGAGUUCCAUGGACUAGUCCACCGUUUUUUUUGUAAAGCUCUAUAAUCAACUGACAACCCUCACCUAGUUGGCUAGUCUAGGAAUUUGGCUCCAUGAUGUGCAUCUGAUCUCUCAGUUUUUGUACUCUAAAAGUUAGUAUAUUGAACUUUAGUUUUUCUUUUUGUUUUUUUUUAUUCUUU
Molecule: messenger RNA, 1455 nt
Organism: Ilex paraguariensis (yerba mate)
Lineage: Eukaryota; Viridiplantae; Streptophyta; Magnoliopsida; Aquifoliales; Aquifoliaceae
Source: the annotation of a GenBank genome assembly